AAAAAAAAAAGGAAAAAGAAAGCAAUUAUACACCAAGAGAAGCUUCCAUACGAGUCGUUGGGGUCAACCGCACGACAAACACUCGGCUGAAUUUUCCUCGUAUGGACACGGCGCAAAGCAACUUAGUCAACAGUCGUGCCGUGCGAAGGCCGUGCAGAGACGCGUCGAUAAUGAAAUAACACCAAUCAUCCACGCCCCAGGAACGCCUCACCCAAUCAUUUUCCACAAACACUUGGCCGGCAACUCCAACACAAAGUGCCCGCCAGUCGCCGCCGCUGGAUAUGGCCGAGAAAGAGCAAGCUAGGCCUCUCGCGCCAGCGUCGUACAUCACCCGCAGCGACGAAGAUCAAGCCCUGUCGGACCACUUCAGGCUCCGCCGGCCCAGCUGCCUCAAGUGCUGCGGCAUCGCCGCCGCGCUCUUCCUCAUCCUCGCCGUCGUCGCCCUCGUCCUCGUCUUCACCGUCUUCCACGUCGAGGACCCGAUCGUCAGGAUGAACCGGGUCCAGAUCCCCCAGCUCGCCCAGCUGGUCUCCAACGGGACGGCGCUCUCCGGCGCCAACAUCACCGCCGUCGCCGACGUCUCCGUCAAGAACCCGAACGCCGCGUCCUUCCGGUACGGCAACUCCACGACGGAGCUGUACUACGGCGGGGAGGUCGUCGGCGAGGGCAGGAUCCCCGCGGGCAAGGCGGCGGCGCGGCGCACGCAGCGCGUGAACGUGACGGUGGAGGUGGUGCCGGCGAGGAUCGCGAAGGCGCCGAGGCUGAGCAGCGACCUGGCGGCCGGGAACCUGACGAUGGAGAGCUACACGAGGAUCGACGGCAGAGUAAAGAUCUUGAAAAUCAUAAGGAAACACGUGGUGGUGAGGUUGAACUGCACGAUCGCGUACGUGAUCGCCAGUGGGGAGAUGAAAGAAGAAUGCCAACGGCGAGUUUCGUUCUGAAGGUUCUCAUCUUUGAUCUGAGAAUGUUUUUUUUUUUUAAUGAUUUAUUUACGCCCGAAUUAUUUAUAAAACGGUAAUUUUUUCUUUUUACUUCUUUGGCGAAAUUGAAAAGUAAUUAGUAUA
Molecule: messenger RNA, 1064 nt
Organism: Rhodamnia argentea
Lineage: Eukaryota; Viridiplantae; Streptophyta; Magnoliopsida; Myrtales; Myrtaceae
Exons: 1
Coding region: 282-941 (219 amino acids)
Source: RefSeq, a predicted model, not a curated record